This is a messenger RNA of Phytophthora nicotianae INRA-310, 2094 nucleotides long. RefSeq lists its product as hypothetical. Gene Ontology annotation, biological process: carbohydrate metabolic process. NCBI's taxonomy places the organism in Eukaryota, Oomycota, Peronosporomycetes, Peronosporales, Peronosporaceae. The transcript has 2 exons. The record is from RefSeq and is a predicted model, not a curated record. The coding region runs from base 1 to 2094 and encodes 697 amino acids.
AUGCGUAGUAUUGGUCUCGCACUGCUGCUGGCGCCGGCAUUGGCCGAGCUCUGCUUCGCCGACAACCUCGACAAAUAUGGCAUAUUCACCCCCAAGAAGAUCGCGCUGAGCUCCGUGCCGUCUAUGGAUGGCCAGUCCUACUCGGGUGGAUUCACUCUUUCAACGGACGAACCGCUGGCCACACUCGACUACAACUACGAAGUGGCAGGACUGCCGUACUUUGUGGUGUCCUCCGUCUCCAAUGGACCAGUGGAGGUCGAAGUCAAGUACGCAGAGCAGUUCCCAGCGCUCUCGCUCAACUACUCGGAUGGGCCAUCGCAGUUCACGACAUCCAUCGCCAACUCACGUCGCGUGGAGACUCACCGCUUCACUGAAGACGAAAUUGGAACCACGAUCACCUCCAUACUCAGUCAACCUGGUCAACGAUGGCAGUCACUUCGCCUGCUUACUGGUGACUCCAUCACGUUCGAGACUGUCGGUUUGCAGGCGUCCGUCGAGGUGAUCGACGACCUUACCACUCUACCCGGUAAAUUUUCAAGCUCCAACGCCAAGUACGACGAGAUCUGGAAAUUGGGAGCACGUGCUGUGACUGCCGCUUGCUUGGAUGCUGGCAGUCAAGUGCCUUCGUGGAGCUCGUCCGAAGAGAACGGCACCUUUGUGCCUGGCACGCGUCCGGGUAUCUCGUACCGGACGUGGAACCUGACGGACUACGUGCUCACCUUCGACUCGCAGAUCAUCCGCGGUGGCGCAGGCUACACCAUUGCGUACGACCUGACGGGCAACCGUGACGGCGUGCAGAUCCAUUUGGCGUCCGAGUACCCGAACGACACGACCUUCUCCAACAUCAACACGACAUUGUUCCCUGCCAACACGGUGACUCUUGCAUACGGCUACGACUUUGCUAACGCCACGAGCAUGACGAGCUACAUACUGGGUCAGUACGAUGUGCCGUUCAACGUCAAGGAGAACGUCUGGUACCCCGUGGAGAUUCGUGUCAACGCCACGGCUGGUAACAUUGUGUUCUCCAUCGACGGACAGCAAGUGUUCGAUAUCAUACUGACCGAAAUGGGGUUCACGGACAGCCAGCUCUCCUUCUACGGUUAUGCGUCACGCGGUGAAGGUGCGAUCGGCUUCGGUGGCUGGCAGGAUCAAGCAUCCUAUGUGCGCAAUGUGACGGCUACUAGUUUGUCCGACUCGUCCAAGGUGCUGUACUCGAACCCAAUGACAGACGAAAGCGUGGUCGUUCCAGAGUUCGGCGGACAGAGCAACGCGUACGGCGUGUGCAUGGAUGGCGCCAAACGUGACCGGUACGUUUGGCUGGGAGAUUUUUACCACACGACGCGAAUCAUGGGCGUGGCGAACUCGAAACCCGAGCAGAUCGCCGGUACGUGGGAGUUUUUGUUCGAGUACCAAGCGGCAACAGGUCAAAUGGCUGGUUUCGUUCCCAUUUCGUACCAAUCGCCGAUGCCUACGCCCGAAGUAUUCCUCAACGAUGCCGGCACUGUGGAUGCCUACUACAAUUUCCCGGACUACGUGAUCCUCGGAAUGAUCGGUUUGGUAUCUUACAUGGACUAUUACGACGACGAUGCUUUCGUCAAAGCCCAUUGGGAGGAAUUCACCCGUGCGAUGACUUGGCUUAUUGGCAACCAAGGCAGCAAUGGACUCAUUGACUUGACGAAAUACGUGGUGGUAUUCCUUGGACCCGGUGCAGGCAUGGCUGUGAAUGCUGCUGCUGUCCAGUGUCUCGACGGUAUGGCUGGAGUGGCUCGUGCUGUGGGUGACUUAGAAUCUGCAAAUUCUUGGCUUCAGGUUGCUGCUAGUGUGAAAGCUGCUAUCAACGAGCUGCUCUGGAACGAUGCGCUGGGUAACUAUGCUGUGGACGUAUCGACACCUGAAGUGUAUGGCGUCUCGGCUACUGCGUUUGCACUCACUUCGGGUGUGGCCAACGAGACCCAGACCAAGCUGAUAGUGGACGGUUUGGAAGGUCUGCGUCAAGGUCCUGGGUAUCUUGAUUCGACAUUAUCCAUGGAUAUUCGAGAACAAUUUGUUCUCUUCUCGAACAUCGCAUGUGCAAUUGGACACAAGUACAUGUAA